Messenger RNA from Oncorhynchus nerka (sockeye salmon), 3480 nucleotides. RefSeq names its product zinc finger protein GLIS3-like. Gene Ontology annotation, biological process: regulation of transcription by RNA polymerase II. Gene Ontology annotation, cellular component: nucleus. The record is from RefSeq and is a predicted model, not a curated record. The transcript has 10 exons. Gene Ontology annotation, molecular function: RNA polymerase II cis-regulatory region sequence-specific DNA binding; DNA-binding transcription factor activity, RNA polymerase II-specific. The coding region runs from base 458 to 2821 and encodes 787 amino acids. Lineage: Eukaryota; Metazoa; Chordata; Actinopteri; Salmoniformes; Salmonidae.
CAUAUGAUGUAGCCUAAUAUUCAGCAAAUUGUCAAUAAUUUGCCCAGUUGUAAAAUACUACCAACGGCUUUUGGAUUUGCAUAGAGCAGUUACAGAACGCCCUCUUCAAAAUGGAAUCAUAUCUCUCACACACAAGGGCAAAACAGUAACCGAUACACGUCCCUGCUGGAGAUGAUGACUAAAACGAAUAGUCUACGUAGACUACAAACAAGAGGAGAGCGCGUGCCACUAACUUCCUCACAAUUUCUCAAACUCUCAGAGAACAUAGAGAGGUAUAAUAUAUCGAAACAACAGCGUGGUGAUAUCGAGAAAUUAUUGUAUAACCUAGAUACAUUAUUUUAUCGAAGUCAUCGCCACCUUGCCGUUUCCAGUUUCACCUUGUCAAUCUACUGCGCGCGAAUUCACAGAAGAUAGUUUAAGUGAAUACUUUUCAGGUUACUUUGUCUCAGGACCAAGUAUGCAGGUGUUGGGCCAGCAGGCUGGUGCUAACCUCUGGGUCACCAGUAGUCCCAUGGUGGUCCAGAGCCUGGGUCCAGUAUCUCCUGUCACGAGUCAGUCCUACACCUCUGUGCCUCUGGUACCACACCCCCAACCCCCACAAGGCCUGGUGGUACCGUACACAGAUACCAGGUCCUUGUUCUCCAGAGACUCCCUGGCAUCCACCACCCUGAGCCUAGCAGAGACCCACUCAGUUCUGAGUGGCAGACAGGAGUGGCCCUAUGGCUACCGGGUCCUUCCUCCACUCUGCCCACAACAGGGUUCCACCCAGGCCAGCAAGGGGGGUGAGCUGCUCAGCCUGCCCCCUGGCACUGCCAUGUCUGGGGGCACCAGCAUCUCCAACUUUGCCUCCCUGCCCUCCUACCUGUUUGGGGGAGAUGCCAACAGCCCCCGGCAGUACUCAGCCCACUCCAAAAAGAGGGCCCUCUCCAUCUCACCUCUGUCAGACGGCUAUGGCCUUGACUUCAACUCCAUCAUCCGUACCUCACCCACCUCGCUGGUGGCUUACAUCAAUGGCUCCCGGAGCUCUCCGACCUCCCACCACACCCUUUCACCCCUCCAGCCUGAGGUCUAUGGCCACUUCCUGGGGGUGAGAGGGAGCUGUAUCCCCUAUCCUCAGACUCCAGGCCUCCUCAGCCUCACAGCCUCCACGCUCGCUCUGACCCCACUGAGUGACCCCCAACUUGAAUUGGAGUGUGGCCGCAUGCAGAGGCUGGAGCAGGGCAGGACGCUGGAGAGCCAGAUGGCUAACAUGGUGGUGGAGCAGCAGUGUCUCCCAGAGGAGGGAAGAACACCACAGAGGGCUGCCAGUAACACUAAUGACCUGGUGCCAUCUCUACACUUUCAGCUUGAGUUGGCCACCAUCAUCAGAUCAGAUAGUCCACCGCAGGGCCUCCCACCUCCUUACCACUCUCACUACCAGCACUGCCACCUCCAAAGACCUCCUAGCCACAUCCAGGAUCAGUCCCAGGGCCCUGUCUCUCAGCCCCCCCCAGCUCCCCCUGGGCAUGGGACCAGCCUCGUGCCCCAUCCCCUGUCCCUCUUCCCCAUGCUGGAGGAGGGGGAGCUGGAGGACUACAGUGGGGGGCACUGCUGCCGCUGGGUGGACUGCAGUGCUGUGUAUGACCAAAAGGAGGAGCUGGUUAGGCACAUAGAGAAGCGCCAUGUGGACCAGCGGAAGGGCGAAGACUUCACCUGCUUCUGGGCGGUGUGUCCACGCAGGUUCAAGCCGUUCAAUGCCCGCUACAAACUCCUCAUCCACAUGAGAGUCCACUCUGGAGAGAAGCCCAACAAGUGCACGUUUGAGGGCUGUCAGAAGGCUUUCUCUCGGCUGGAGAACAUGAAGAUCCACCUGCGCAGCCACACUGGAGAGAAGCCUUAUAUAUGCCAGCACCCCGGCUGCCACAAAGCCUUCAGCAACUCCAGUGACAGAGCCAAGCAUCAGCGCACACACCUGGACACGAAGCCGUACGCGUGUCAGAUCCCUGGUUGUGUAAAGCGCUACACUGACCCAAGCUCCCUGCGCAAGCACAUCAAAUCCCAUUCCUCCAAAGAGAGGCAGUUGAGGAAGAAGCUGAGGUCAUCUAUUGACAUGAGCCAAGAGGCAUUAACGGACUGUCUAACCAUCCAACCCCUGCUACCCAGCCUCUCUCCUCUGGACAUGAUUAACAGCAAGCUGGGCCAAUCACCAAUACCUUCCCUAGAUCUCUACACAGAUCUGCUGACCAGUGGGCAGUCUAGCCACUGUGUGUCUCUAUCCAUCCCUUUCCCUCCAGCUGUUCCACAGGGCCAACCCUCCUCAAACAGCUCACACCUGGCUCUGCUGCGCCCCCAGCAGGACAGUUAUAGGUUUGUUGAUACCCACCAACUCAACCCCGGGUCCCACCAACACCAACUGCCUGGCCCCUCCAGUCCUCACACUCACCAUCCUGUCUUAUCCUUAAAGACCAGCACACCCUUGAAUCAUCCCAGUCACACUCCUGUAGUAAACACAGACCAACACCCAGGUUUUAGUGGUCAGAUCCAGAUGGUGUACUCUCCAUUAUACAAUAAUGGUACACAUAAAUCCACCAAGCAGACAAACUCCUGUCACCUGAUGGAGAUCCCAGAGUUUGAUGAUAGCCUUUCUCCAACAUUCACAACUCAGAACAGACUAGACAUCUCCCAAAGAGCUCUGUCUGGGCCCACAGUAUAUGACCUGCAGGGUGCAUCACAGGAUCUGCUUGUUAACCCAGUGCCAGUGAUGUCAGAGGACGCUUAUUUACAUGUCAGUGCAGUGGACCGUUGCCCUAGCCAGCUCUCCUGUAUCUACACUGAGGGGUGACGUCAGCAAAUCUACCUCUUUUCUAAAACAGAUACUCUGUAAUACAACUCGUACAACAACUAUAUUGUUCUCCAGCUACAUGUUCCUUGACAUUGACCUGAGUGUGAUGCCCAUCUUGGGUGAGAACUGUAGACAAGAGGGGACAUUUAGUAGCUUUAAUUAAAUAGGCAAAAUGAACAUGUCCACAUCACUUAUUAACUGAUAUUAGUCAAUGAACAUUGUUUUCAUCAUGGCAAGUCAUGAUAAUUCUGACAUCUUUAGAUGUUGUCUUCAUUCAAGUCAGUAUCAUCAGAUCUCAGAGUCUAAGCCCACGAUGAAAGUGCCUCCUAAAGAUUGUAUACUGAAAACAAAUCGCAGUUCUGUGGAUGCCAAUGAUAUUGAGAUUUGGAGGAUGUUUUUAUGUUUACAUUAUUUGAAUGCAUUUGUACAGUUAUAUCAAAAUAUUGUCCCCCCUUUUAUAGAAUUACACAAUGUAAAUACCAUAAGAAGCACAUUGAAGGCAUAUGUGUGUUCUUUUUCAAAUGGGUGUUGUUCUUCGUAGCAUAUGUAUUCAUUUCAUGAAACAGAAUGUCCUUCGAUAAAUCAAAUAUAUUUUUGUGCGAAUAUGUUGAGGAAUCUGACUUGAAUUGGUUGUUUUUUAAUAAAAAAUGUAUGAUUAA